This is a messenger RNA of Penicillium cataractarum, 1317 nucleotides long. RefSeq lists its product as uncharacterized. The transcript has a single exon. Bases 1 to 1317 code for a protein of 438 amino acids. The record is from RefSeq and is a predicted model, not a curated record. NCBI's taxonomy places the organism in Eukaryota, Fungi, Ascomycota, Eurotiomycetes, Eurotiales, Aspergillaceae.
AUGCAGGGCUUGUCAGGAACAGUUUCUAAAGCUCUCGAUGACUCGGACCUGGGAGAACCUUCGCACAAUGCAACGGCUUUGAUCGAAGAUUGCACAUCACCGGGUUUCAGAACCGAUGAAGUCGUUUUGAAUGGACCGGAUAAUUUGAAUUUUCUAGAAGUUCAGAAGUCUGAUGGCGUUUUUGAAAUCACAACCACCGAGAAAGAGUCCCCUCAAUUACCGGUUAUACAUGAACUAGGACAAGAGACGAGCCCCGGCGCGAACAUUCUCGAGAGCUUCAACUCUUUAGCUCAGCAAAUUCCCAGCAUUUGGUCUUUCGAGUACCAGAUGGGCCAAGAUACAUACAGUACCGCUAUCAUAAAUAGCGAAGAAUCAUGCCUGGUGCUAGGAAAGGCGUGGACAGAGUCGAACUCACCAUUCUCGGACCACAUCAGUGUUCUUCAACGGCUCAUGAAGAGCAAAAUCGAGCAUAAAAUUAAGUUACCUAGCCAGACCAGUAGUUUGUCAGUGCCUGUCAGAUAUUGCACCAAUUGCGGAGGCAACCAGGCAUGGAAAGCUAACGCCACUUAUAGAUUCUAUCAAGAGGUCCUCAUGGUACUCGCCUUAUUCAACAGCAUGACCCGACCAGAUGUCAUGCGCUGGUACGCAAAAACACGAUUCUAUCACAUUGUCAAUUUGACAGCCUGGCAAAUCAUGCCGUGCACGAGAACCUUCAACGCCAUACAUCCACAAUACAAGCCUACUGCAUUACAACUUCAAACAGUCUACCCAAAAGUCAUAGACUGGAUACCUUUCCCAUCAAUUCGCGAUCGUCUAAUCCAACUACACUCGGCGAAUCCAAAAAUCGAUCAAAUAUUCUGCGACACCGUCAGCAGUUACGUGGUCGAAACCUGGAUGUCGGAUUUGAUUGAGGGGGCUCCAAUGAUAAAAGCCUAUGUUCGCGUCACGGAUCUUGUGCCGAAUAUCGAUUCAUCGCCGACAACUGAUGCGGACAGCUUCUCACUUGGUGUCAGCCUCCCUGCUCCAGACGUGGCCACCCUCUUCUCCUCUUCAGAGUACUCCCGAGCGGUGUUUAGUUACCUGAAGAUGGACAGGGAUGUGUCCAAUUACAAACUUGAUCCUGCGUUCUUUGCGAGUUAUCCCGAAUUAUACGAUCAUAAUGCCAAUAUCGCUGCAGAGGGUAUCCCGUUGCGACCGGAAGUUCAAACUCAAUUGACCUGGCCGAAACCACUCGAGUCGCAGACAUUCCAGACAUAUCGGUACUUUAUUGAUUUUGCCUAUGAUUCACCACUAUGUGUGUCAGGGGUAGCGGGUUGA